Messenger RNA from Ictalurus furcatus (blue catfish), 2414 nucleotides. RefSeq lists its product as uncharacterized. Bases 1050 to 1679 code for a protein of 209 amino acids. Lineage: Eukaryota; Metazoa; Chordata; Actinopteri; Siluriformes; Ictaluridae. The transcript has 4 exons. The record is from RefSeq and is a predicted model, not a curated record.
GGCGUCGCACUCUUUUUUUUUUUUUUGCUCACGCACGCCCCCUUGUGUCAAACAACCAGGCAUGUUCAAAGCGAUUCCUUCUUACUGAUUCGAUUCACUAAAAUGAUUCGAAUUGACUCACUAUUUCUUUUACAGGAUUUUUUUAUAGGAGCGUUUGUUAAUGUUUUAGAAUGUACAUGUCAGAAAUGCUAAGUUUCAGUUGCUCGUUUAGCUGAAUAUUUUGUUCCGAGUUGUAUUAUUUAUUAUUAUUAUUUUAUUACAGAAAAGCACGUGAUAAGGACAUCAUUCAGUCUUUGGGGUUCUCUGAUUGUAAUUUUUUUUUUUUUUUUUUAAAUGAAUGUACUAUUAUUCCUUACUUAUUAUGAACAUACAUUUUCAUAUACACAGUAUGUGUCUACUCUGCCCAAAUUAUAUGAUACCCCCCCAUUUUAUAGUGUUGAAACCAUCUUGGUGUGAUGCAUGGUUAUAGAAAUAAACUUUGAAAUAUAAAGCAGACAAACUUUGGAGUGUGUAAAAUUCCUUGAUUUUGCAUAUGAAUUUAUUAUUUAUUAUACACCAUGCUGGCAGCCUGUCUGUAGCCUAUAGACAUCAUUGGGAGUGGGGAAACUGACUUUUUUUUCUCUUUUAAUUCCAUGCAACGAAUUCAAAUUUAUUCAAUUGUGUUGUAUUAUAAAUUCUGUUUUCUUUCCUUUUUUUAAAAAACAAGGUUUACAUUUUAAUCCUGGCUCAAUUUAAGCACCGAAAUAUGCCAUGUUAGACUCAAGAAUCCUUGUAGAAAAAACUGACUCUAUGAACCGCAUCUUAAAGAAUCGAAUGAAUCUUUUAGAUCCGAUACAGCCAGUAGACUCCAACGAGUCGUUUAGAAAACGUUCCUCCAGUUCACAUAACGUUUCAAAACAAAGUUAUUCCAAAAUAGCAAAAGGUAAUAAAAUUCAAUAAAACAAGAUUACAGAAUGAACAGGAACACCAAACUCUUAUAGAAAGGGCUCAUGUAAAAACUUCGCAAUUUGUCGGCACCAUUAAACAAUUGAAACAGCUCUCGUGCGUGUAUGAAGUUUAACGGUUUUGUUGUUUUUUUUGCCUCCUUUGCAACUUGCAAGCCUUCUUUCAUUGAUAAUAAUCGGAACAAAAAACUUUCAGGAUCAAUGUCAGCCCAGCUGAGACAAUGCAGACAAGGACUUGCAAAAGCCCUAGCCCUAGCCCUAGGCCCAGACACCAUCUCAGGACCUGAACCUAUCCUUAAUGUCUCAUGUCCUCUCCCUAUCAACCAUCCUGAGAUGCUUCAUAACCUUUGCCACGUCUCUCUGACGUCCCAUAAUCAGCCAGUUCUCACACAGCACAGAGCUGACUGCAGACAGGGAUCCAGACAUGGACUGGAGGGCCUAACAGUCUCCGGGCCUGAACCUGAACAUCAGGAUCUUACUGCAAGGAUGGAGAGCUCCAGCAUGGAGACUUUGGACGAGCUGUUAGCGAAGCUGGAGUUUGAGAACAAGCUAAACCAGGUGUGUAACAGGCUCUCUCUGAACGUGAACACGCAGCCGGCGCGGGGAGACGGCACAGGAAGUGCAGACAGCGGUGUGGAGGAAGGAGCUGAUGAUGGAGAAGAGGAUGAGGACUAUGUGAGAUUCGUGGACACGGUUCUGGGCAUGGAGCAGGACUACGAGCUCUUUGUCUACUAGACAUUACACGGAUAAUGGGCUAAAACCUACACAACACAACCCGUGCUGGUUCAUUGGUGAAAACAACAGAUCCAAACUGUAUGGGUUUAAUUGCUGGUGCAGCCUCGGUACACCGUAUGAGAGUGUUCUUCAUUUGUCAUGCACUUAACCGCAUGUAUUUUAUUGCAACAUAAAUCUUCUCAGCCUUUAGGCAAAUCUACAGUAACCUUUAAUAUGCCUUAACAUUCAUAUCCCUAACGCUGACAAACAGUGGGAGGAUCUUUAAUUCAUAAGGAAAGAGGCUGUAAUUUAGAUUUCAUCGACUUAUAUCUACUUGAAGAUAAAUAUGUAUAAAUAUAUUUAUUUGAUGCACUAUAAAUAAACAUAAAACGGAUCCGUUUUGAUCAUUUUCUGUUAGCUGUGACCUACUCCGUUAAUAAGUUAUUUGAUCAAGGAUGGGAAAAAGCUGACGUUGCAACUCGUAUUGAUAAAUUGCGGCUCAAAUAGAUUUAAUUGCCCUGAGAGAAGACGUGAGAGUGUUACAACCUUGUCCUGACUAUAGUAAGUAUUUAAUCUUUAACCUUUAUGGUCAGUUAUCAAGAUGAAUCUCUGGCUUUUUACAGGCUUUGAAUUUGUCCUAUUCAGUAUGAACACACACACACACACACACACACACACACACAAUGGUUUUUCGACACCUUUUGAAGACAAAACAAAAUAAAAUCAAUUCAUGAAUUUGUUGUAAGGUUUAUUUGC